AUGGCCAUCCGCGUUACAAGCAUCCUCGUGGCUGUUCUCUGCCUUGCCACAGCUGCCUCCAGCUCCUCCAUUCCUCGAAACUUCACCGCUUUUCACCGUGACGGACCGCGUCGCGCUCUUCUGCAGACCCCGCCAUUCGACCCCGCUGCAGCCCUGGGCGCAGCAGCAGGAGCCAUGGCCGGCGCCGUCCAAUCAGCAGCCGCCAUGUUGGCCAGCACCAUCGCGCAAGCUCCUGGCGGGCUCCUAUUCCACGACGCGGCGGGAAUCUGCCUCGAAGAGGCUCUUCCCGCCUGCGACUUUUACUUCGAUCUGCUCGGUCCGCUCGGUCUGCCCUCGCUGCGCUUCCCCGUCGUCUCCGGCGGCGCGCUCGUGCUCUCCCAGCAGAACGGCGAUCGUCCCGUGAGCCUCGCCAUCGCCACCGGCGUUUCGCCUGUCGCUGGCGCAUUCCUUGGGGAUAAGAAGGCGAAGAAGGGUGGUUACCAGGUGGAGAUUGAUGCGACGGGCCCGGCGAAGUAUUGCAAGUGCGAGGCGGCGAAGCUGGCGAAAACAGUGGCGCAUGCUGGCGAUCAGUUCUACGCCACUGGCCAGCCGGCCAAGGUGUAUGCGCGCACGUUUCAGAAGAACCUGCCAGCGUCGGCCUUCAAGGGGUGCUGUGUGCGCCUGCCUCUCACCAGCGUGCAGCUCAAGGCACCCAAUGGUGACGUCAUCAACCUCAACCAGGGCGACGGCAACAAACAGUUCCCUGAGCCCCGCCGCUGCCUUCUCUUCCACGUGCUCACUCGCUGCAGCAGCCGCUUCGCCAUCCGCGACACCUCCGCCUUGAUCUGCGCCUUGCUUGGCGGCGGGCGGCGCGCAGCAGACGCGGAUGACGCGAGGAGGAGGAGGAGGAAGAGGAGGAGCGGGAGAAGGUGGAAGGCGGCUCGGGAAGACGCAGCCAUGGCGAGCAAACGGUUUCACGGUUCGUUAACGCUGCUCCACGCAGCCCGCAGGCUGCUUCCCCUUCCUCUCGCCUUCCUGCUGCUCCUCGCCGCCACCAGCGCCAGCGCCGCGCGGCCCGUCCUUCACGCAUCCCCCUCCGCCACGCGCGGCGUCGCCCGCCGUGCACUCGCCCGCACGGAUUCCGCCGUGUCCCCGCACAGGGUGGAGCGCCGAAAGCUCUUCAGCUGGGACGGCGUGACCGUGGAUCAGAUCAUUGCCGGCAGCCUGGGCACGAUCGACGGUCCAGAGGACGACGAGGUGACGACGAAGAUCGUGGAGAUAUUCAUGAACGCGGGGUACAACGUGAUGGUCAUUCAGAGCGCCCACUCCGUGCAGGGCGACCCGGCGUCCGCGCAGGUGGAGGUGUGGCACUUCUGGGAUAACUCCGAGUUCACCGUGUAUUACAAGCAGGGCCCGUUCUCCGUGGAGAAUCUUGGCAAUGGCGGGUAUGAGAACUGGUCGUUCGGAGGCAACUGGCAGCGUUACGGCGCCGAUGAGAAGGUGGUCGUCUUCUCCUAG
Messenger RNA from Closterium sp. NIES-65, 1497 nucleotides. The record is from the annotation of a GenBank genome assembly. NCBI's taxonomy places the organism in Eukaryota, Viridiplantae, Streptophyta, Zygnematophyceae, Desmidiales, Closteriaceae.